This is a messenger RNA of Caenorhabditis bovis, 345 nucleotides long. The record is from the annotation of a GenBank genome assembly. Lineage: Eukaryota; Metazoa; Nematoda; Chromadorea; Rhabditida; Rhabditidae.
AUGCACUGCAGCUCAAACGAAACAGAUGAAAGGCUUCCAAAUGGAAAAAAUUUCAUUCCCGAUGUUCUUGGUCUAGUAUCGUUAUUACGAUAUUUCUAUAAGAACGACUUUGAGGCUUUUGCAAUUAUAAGUCCAAAAUAUUUGAAUUCAAAUGUGACCAACUGUAAAACAGCUAUUAAUAAAUUGGUUGAUUGUAGUCUUUGCAUCGUUACACACCAAUCCAAUCUUGAUGACAUUGUCGCUUUGGAAUUUGCAGCUGUGACAAACGGAGUUGUGGUGACAUCUGAUAAUUUCAAAUAUGUUGAAAAACAAUUGCAAGAAGACGAUGAUGGAGAAGUGUGGUAA